AUGAAACUGAAUAUUGCCGUACUCCUUUGGUCUGCUGGUUUGCUGCUCGGGUCCGAGGCGUAUCCUCAGCAGGCGAAACAUGUCCCGAAAGACUUUGUGACCGUCAAGGGACAAAAGUUCCAACUGAACGGAAAGGACUUUUACUUUGCUGGCUCCAAUGCCUACUACUUUCCAUUCUCAGGAACCCAAGCAGACGUGGAGAAAGGGCUCACGGCGGCCAAGAAGGCAGGGCUGAAUGUCUUCCGUACCUGGGGUUUCAAUGACAAAAACGCAACCACCGAUCCAAAUGGUCUUCCGCAAUAUGGGUCGGAAGGUGCAGGCGAGACAGGCGUUUACUUCCAGGUUUGGGAUAACGGCAAAUCGACAAUCAACGUUAAGCCUUUCGACAAAGUAGUCAAUGCCGCAUCCAAUACUGGCAUGAAGUUGAUUGUUGCUCUGACCAACAAUUGGGCUGAUUACGGUGGUAUGGACGUUUACACGGUAAACCUUGGUGGAAAAUAUCACGACGAUUUCUACCGACUCCCCCAGAUCAAGAAAGCUUACAAGCGCUAUGUCAAGGCCAUGGUUACUCGCUACAAGCAUUCAUCAGCAAUCAUGGCCUGGGAGCUGGCAAAUGAGCCUCGAUGCGGUGCCGACGGGGUUCGCAACCUCCCACGCAGUGCAAACUGCACUCCGGAGCUUCUGACUGAAUGGACCGAGGAAAUGAGUGCUUACAUUAAGAGCCUCGACCCGAACCAUCUCGUCACCUGGGGCGGCGAAGGUGGCUUCAACCGCGAAUCAGACGACUGGGCCUACAACGGCAGCGAUGGCGGUGACUUCGACCACGAGCUCACAUUGUCCAACAUUGAUUUCGGCGUAUUCCAUACAUACCCAGACUGGUGGAGCAAGACAGUCGAGUGGUCGAACCAAUGGAUUCGCGACCACGCUGCGUCGGGUGCUAAAGCGAAAAAGCCCGUCGUUCAUGAGGAGUACGGAUGGCUUACACCGGAGGCACGCCUAGAGUAUCUCGGCACCACCAGGAAUGAGUCGAGAACGGAAGUUAUUGGUGAGUGGCAGCGGAUCCAGGUGGAGACGAAGAUGCCAGAUAUGUACUGGCAGUACGGAUAUUCCGGAUAUUCGUAUGGACGGAAUCACAAUGAUGGGUUUACGAUUUAUCUCGACGAUGCAGAGGCAAAAACGCUUGUAUAUCAACAUGCCAAGGCAAUGAAUCGCCUUAACAAGAAAUAG
Molecule: messenger RNA, 1227 nt
Organism: Ilyonectria robusta
Lineage: Eukaryota; Fungi; Ascomycota; Sordariomycetes; Hypocreales; Nectriaceae
Product: glycoside hydrolase superfamily
Exons: 3
Coding region: 1-1227 (408 amino acids)
Molecular function (GO): hydrolase activity, hydrolyzing O-glycosyl compounds
Source: RefSeq, a predicted model, not a curated record